Penicillium argentinense is the source of this 1881-nucleotide messenger RNA. Its product is annotated as glycoside hydrolase family 32 protein. Gene Ontology annotation, molecular function: sucrose alpha-glucosidase activity. The record is from RefSeq and is a predicted model, not a curated record. The transcript is spliced from 2 exons. Gene Ontology annotation, biological process: sucrose catabolic process. Lineage: Eukaryota; Fungi; Ascomycota; Eurotiomycetes; Eurotiales; Aspergillaceae. The coding region runs from base 1 to 1881 and encodes 626 amino acids.
AUGACGACUGCAUCGAGCUUCGGAGAAACCUCGCAGAGCUCAACCUCUUGUGGCUCGACUCGGCUGACGACGCCUGAGUACUUCGAACUUGACAGUGCCAAUUCCGCCCAAUUCUUUGCGCGAUGGCGCCCGUCUUAUCAUAUUAUGCCUCAAGUGGGCUGGAUGAAUGAUCCUUGUGCGCCAGGUUACAAUCCCGCAACCGGCCUAUACCAUGUGUCCUUCCAAUGGAACCCCAAUGGCCCCGACUGGGGCGAUAUCUCUUGGGGAACUGCGACUUCUAGGGAUAUGGUCUCAUGGGAGAUCCAGGAUGAACCUAUUCUCUCUCCAGAUAGCUUCUACAAUGCCAAGGGUGUCUUUACUGGAUGUUUUGUCAAGGCCCAAGACGGUUCAUUGAACUACAUCUACACCUCUGUGAGCUCGCUUCCGAUUCAUCACACAAUCCCCCACGAGAAAGGAUGCGAGACAUUGAGUAUCGCUACCUCUUUCGACAACGGAAAAACAUGGCACAAGAGCAGCAGGAACCCUAUCUUGGCCGGAGAGCCCGAUGGCCUCGACGUCACAGGCUGGAGGGAUCCCUUUUGCGCUCCAUGGCCCAACAUGAGUCAAGCUCUGGAGCUAGAUCCCAAAGAGUAUAUGUUCGGCAUCAUCUCUGGAGGAAUCCGAGAGAAAUUCCCCACAAGCUUCGUCUAUAAAGUCGAUGCAAAGGACAUAUCUCGCUGGUCUUACAUUGGUCCUCUCACCAACUUUGGCCUGAACUACAGACCAUCGAGAUGGUCUGGCGACCUGGGCAAGAAUUGGGAGGUUACCAAUUUUUUGUCUCUGAGCGACGAGGAAGACCCUUCUGUCAGUCAUGACCUACUCAUCAUGGGAACUGAAGGCUGUCUUGAGGAUGACUCCACAAAGCAGAACUGCCCUAUGGGUCCAUCACGCCCAAGUCGUGGCCAGCUAUGGAUGUCCGGCAGUCUUCGAAAGAACGAAAAGUAUGGAGAUGUAAACAUGUCAUACGACUUCGGAGGCCACUUGGAUCAUGGCUGUUUGUAUGCUGCUAAUUCUUUCUUUGAUUCAAGGACUCAGAAACAUGUCGUCUGGGGAUGGAUCACCGAAGAAGAUCUAUGUGAUGAUCUCCGCCAUCGCCAAGGAUGGAGUGGAAUGCUCUCAAUGCCACGCCAGCUUUCAUUGCAGACUCUACACGGGGUGACGGGUGCCUUGGCCUCCGAAAUUUCGUCGGUCACAUCUGUCAAGCUCACGAGCGAAGAAAAGGGCACAUUCACAGUCCAAACACUAGCCAGCGAGCCGUACCUGCCUCUUGUUGAGAGUCUUCGUCGCAACCCGGGUGUCCAGCAAUUGAAUAUCGGGCAGUCAACUCUCGGUCUGCAGGAUAGGAUUGCUGAGAUUCCGUCGACUUCCAUGCAAAGCAAGCAGUGGGAGCUUGACUGUUCUUUCGAACUCUCGAAAUCGUGCUCGGCCGUUGGUGUCUCGAUCGGCCAUACAGAGGGCUUUGAAAAUUCCACUCGGCUGAUGUUCGAGCCUUUGAACGAGACAUUCAAGAUCAUUCGACCCUGCUUGUCGAGCCCCAGUGCAUGUGCUUUCAUCAAUAGCUCGCCCGAGAUCGCGCCCCACACACUAUUUCGAAAGCGAAACACAAUCACCAAGGAGGAAUACACUGAGCCUUUGAGAAUUCGUGCAUGGCGAGAUAACUCUGUCCUCGAGGUCUUUGUCAACGGUCGCACGGCGAUCUCCACUCGCCUUUAUGCAGCCGAGGAGACAUUUGGUAUGCGGUUCUUUGCUUUCGAUGAACCCUCCACGGACGCGACAAAAGCUUCUCAGUCCGACUGGACAGAAUUGCAAUAUGCGAAGCUAUGGGAAGGUAUUGGUUGCUAG